Molecule: messenger RNA, 4865 nt
Organism: Lingula anatina
Lineage: Eukaryota; Metazoa; Brachiopoda; Lingulata; Lingulida; Lingulidae
Product: histone deacetylase 4-like
Biological process (GO): negative regulation of transcription by RNA polymerase II
Molecular function (GO): histone deacetylase activity
Source: RefSeq, a predicted model, not a curated record
AUUUUGAUAUAUUUAAUUCCAUCUCAAACUUUUCCAUCCAGGGCUCAUCACAGUUCACUAGAUCAGAGUUCUCCGCCCAGUGCAAGCCUGUCUCCGCCCUAUCGGCCACACUUGCUGGGACAGUUUGAUGAACUAAACCAAUUACGGAGGACAGCCUCUGAACCCAAUUUAAAGGUGCGUUCCGUGUUAAAGCAGAAGGUGAUCGAGAGGCGGAGUAGUCCACUGAUACAGCGGAGAAAUCGGACGCCAUUGUCACUAAAAAGUAGAAAACCGUUAGGAGUUGACACUGGAAUGUCCAGCGGAAGCACGCCAGAUUCAGGACCAAACUCUCCCCCUAGUAACACAAUGCUACAGUCCAGUAAUGGCAGCCUGACUUCCUUACAUACCAGAGAGGGUUCCAGCCCAGCAGAACUCCCCUUGCAGCAGUUGAAAAAUAUGAUGGCCCAUGGGAGCUACAGUGACCUGACCCUGUAUGCCUCGCCCUCCAUGCCCAAUAUAUCCCUAGGGAGACCCCCACAGGCAUCCCCUAAUGCUCAGGGCACCAACAACAAUUCCCCACAGUCAGAGGCAGAAAUGCGGGCUAUGGCAGCUGCCAGGCUGGGUCUGCCUUUAACCGGCCAUUAUCUCCCUGGUGCAUAUCCCUAUUACCAUCCAGGAGUCAUGGGUGUUGACCCAGAAUCAACAGCGAGCAACCCAGCAUACAUCAGUACUCAGAUGAAGGUGUUGGAGCAGAUGCGCAGCACGGGAAAACUGGCCACGCACCCUGCUGCUGGCGCCCCCUAUGUAGUACCCAAGACAGGCACCAUCACAGACUCUCAAGUUGCACACGCUCGUUUGCACAGACACCGUCCCCUGGGCAGGACCCAGUCCGCCCCCCUCCCCCUGGGGCAGCCUAUGCUGGGCCCCCAGCAUGGAAUGUUACUCCAGCACCAACAUGAACAGUUCAUGAAAGAAAACCAGUCUUACAAUCUCAAACAGCAUAUCCGUCAGCAAGUGUUACAACGAGCUGGCAGCAAGAACCACAUGGAAAACGUGGACGAGGAAACCGAGGCCAAACUCGCACAGGAAAUGAAAGAAUCACGUGAAAAACUCCAAGAGGAAGCCGACGACAUAGUCGUAAUUGAUAAGGACGAAUCGGAGGCAACGAUACGGAGAGAGCUUGAACAACAUCACCAUCAUCCACAAACUGAUCGAAAAGCAUUCCUUUCUGAACAACGCGAUAUUUUGCGGUUGCAUCCUGCACACGCGCCUGCUGUGUCAGGGACGUCGUCUGUCCAUGCUCCGCUAAUACCAAUAAACGUGCCAGCGCGGCGUCCUCCGCAUCGUCCACUCUCCAGGACCCAGUCCAGUCCACUGGUUACGUUUAAUUUCCCAAGGCCAUCAAAUGCACCUGAACAGCAGGAACCUUUGCCGCUUAGAUUCACUACAGGAAUAGCCUAUGACACCAUGAUGUUAAAGCACCAAUGUACAUGUGGAAACAACCAGAACCAUCCAGAGCACGCAGGAAGGAUACAAAGUAUCUGGGCGCGACUUCAGGAAGCAGGGCUUGCUGCGCGAUGUGAGAAAGUGAAAGCCAGAAAGGCAAGCCGCGAGGAACUCCAGUCAUGCCACAGCGAAGUAUACACAUUGAUCUACGGGACAAACCCCUUACAUCGACAAAAACUGGAUCCUCAGAUACUGGAGACUUUACCCACUAGGUUCUGUAUGUUACCAUGUGGCGGGAUUGGUGUGGACUCCGAUACUGUGUGGAAUGAGCUGCAUACGUCUUAUGCAGCGAGAAUGGCCACUGGAUGUGCCAUUGAAACAUCGAUGAAAGUUGCAGCUGGGGAACUGAAGAAUGGCAUGGCCAUAGUGCGACCCCCAGGUCAUCACGCAGAACACCAACAACCCAUGGGUUUCUGUUUCUUCAAUUCGGUGGCAGUGGCUGCUAAGCAGCUGAGGGAAAAGUUGAAUCUCCGUAGAAUUCUGAUAGUUGACUGGGACGUUCACCAUGGCAAUGGCACACAGCAGGUUUUCUACAACGAUCCCAGUGUCAUGUACAUCAGCCUUCAUCGCCAUGACGAUGGGAAUUUCUUUCCUGGCACUGGUGCUCUGGACGAAUGUGGCGAGAAGGAAGGCCUUGGUUACACCGUCAAUGUCGCUUUCACGGGCAGUUUAGAUCCUCCAAUGAGAGAUGCUGAUUAUAUGAUGGCAUUCAGGACAGUAGUGAUGCCAAUUGCUCGGGAAUUCAACCCAGAGCUUGUGUUGGUGUCUGCGGGGUUUGAUGCUGCCAAGGGUCACCCUGCUCCUCUGGGUGGAUAUGAGUUGUCUGGAGCAUGUUUUGGUCACAUGACCAAGCAGCUCAUGACCCUGGCGGGCGGCAAAGUUGUCUUAGUUCUUGAAGGAGGCUACGACCUGCCUGCGAUAUGUGAUGCUUCUGAGAUCUGUGUAAAGGCCUUGCUGGGAGACGAGGUGAGACCUCUCAGCGAAGAGGAGACCAAUAGGAAGCCCUGUGAAGCUGCAAUAAAGACCGUACAAGCUGCAAUCAGUUAUCAAGCUCGUUACUGGCCAGUGGUCACCAAAUAUGCGGACAGCAUCACAAUGUCCAUGAUGGAGGCUCAGAGGAGAGAGCAACGAGAAAGAGAAGAGAACGACACCGUCUCCGCUCUAGCCUCUCUGUCCAUGGUCACUGCCAGAAGAAGUGGUGGACUCUCCUCAAUGUCAUCGACAGAGUCUGAACCCAUGGAGGAAUCUUGAGGCCAAUAAGUGCACAUUUGGGGGACGAAAUUUAAAUUGUAUUUUCACUUGUGCAAAGGAUGCCUUUUACCCAUUGCACGUACAUGUAGUACUUGUGCUGGCACAAAGUAGAUGGAGGCAGAAUGAAAAGAUUUGGGAGCACUUGAAGAAUUGACAGAAGAGUCGUUUUGUUUAGAUGGUAGGGGGCAUGGUUGGCAAGAGGAGAUUGUAAAACAGGAUUUGAGGAUUUGAGACUCUAAAAUGUCAUUGUCAUCAAGAAUGGUGUCUUCAAUGAUGAGCAGCUGAUUUUGUAUAACUGGCUGACAUCCCUUGCAAAUCAAAGCUUGUACCACCAUCAGAGGCAUAAUUUCAGACACCAGAUGUCAUUGCUGUCAAGAGAAGCUAGAAGGAUUACCAGCUGCUGGGCGAAAAGACACCAGAUGUCACUGCGUAUGAAGGAUUCCUCCCCUUUCAGCUGCAGUCGGUUGACCCGGGAAGGCUUUUUCCAGUUUUACAGUCAUUCCUAUCGAAAUAAUUUUUUUCGCAGGAUUUCAAGGAUGAAGGAUAGAGUAAAGGACUUACUACCUGCAGAAAGAUUUUAUAAGAAUUAAUUGUUUUUGAGAAUUUUUUCAUCCAUUGAGGGUUGUACAUGGCUGUGCCAGUGUCUCUCUCAGAUACAUAACCAUAGGGGGCGCUAGUAGCCUAUGGCUUGGAACAAGUGUCAAACGGUGCUGUGUGUAUGAUAAUAUUAUUGACUACAACAUUGUGUAGUCAUAUAGUAACCGAUGUUAUCAUCUUGACCAGUAUUUUUAUAUAGUCUUGGGAUGCUUUCGUAGAGCAUUUGUAAUAUAAUGUAUGUUUGUUAACCCAUACGGACAUCGAAACUUUGAGCAAUGUGACAUUGAUAUUUAGUAUUUAAUUUCUAUUUUUAUUGGCAAAAACAUUGCUUGCCACUGUUAUUGAAGAAUUUGGAGGAAAAUUCCACCUUUGACAUUCUAAAUAACGAUGUGAGAAUGAUAUGUGGACCAUAUAGGACAGUUAAGAGAAGGAGCUAGUUAAGAUAAUAAGUUGUCAAAUUUUUUGUAGAUUUUUAAAUAAUAUCGUGGUCUUCUCCACAAGAAAAACUGUAGAAACAGACAAGACGGAUUCCAGUCAAAUUCUUUCUUUUCCUUAAAUUGUAUAGUUCAUUGGUAUUCUAUGGUAGCAACUACUGUGCCCAAUGUUUCAGAAUUUUAAAGGUGGGACAUAUUUGCUAUCAUUGUGCCAUAGGAACCUUGAUCUCUGUCCAUGUCAGGGCUGUAUCUAAGGAAACAGUGGCAAGAACUGGUCAGCAACAUUUGACAUCCAUAUUUUAGAUAACUUCAACAGAAAAAUCGGCUCAAAAAUGCAAGUCAUUUUUUUUUAUCUUUUUUUGUUUCAAAAAUUAUAAAACUAAAUAUGAAUUAUAAUUGCCCCUUCCUUGCUUUAACAAAUACAAAGAUUGGUCUAAAAAGACCCAGUGGACUCUGUUCCCAAAGUCCCCCCCAAGAGGUGGCCCCUCCUUCAAGUGGCACCACCUACUGGUGGCAGUGCCUUCAAGUGGCGCCCCCUUCAGGUUAAGCCCAGGGCACCUGCUGUAACUUAGAUACUCCACUGUUCCAUGGAUAAAUGGUUUAUUUAACCAUUCAUUUGUAUAACUGCAGACUGGGUCAGACUUGGUCUUGAAUUAACCAGAGCCCCCUGCUGUACAUUGUCAGAUUUCACAAUUUAAUUGUAUUUUCUACAACGUUGAAGAUUUCAAUCAGUUUCACUUUUGUAAACAGAUUUUGAAGAGAAAAUUGAGAUGUUAGUUCCUGUUUUAGAAUUCUGGGACAAGUCGAGAAGGGAAAUUUAUCUGCAUUUUUUAUGUAUUGCCAAUAUUGCCAUUUUAUCAAUUCAGCCACCAGUAGCAUUUUGAUGUAGAACAUUUUGUCUUUUCUUUUUAUGAGAUGCAUAAUUAGGGAUGAAUUGAGAAAAAGUGCAAGUGGUUUGGUUGAAAACAGGUUUGCUUUGCAGUAUAUAUGUAUUGUGAGAGCUUGAGUGAUCCAAAGGUGAUUGUGUUGUGGUAUGUCUGAGGUCUGUGGAAUAAUGUCUUUUAAAAACCCUUCAGUUUUAGAGUACUUAAAAUGACU